AUGUCCGUCCACAAGCUCAAAGUCGGUAUGGCUGGUCUUGGCCGUGUUGGCAAGAUCCAUGUCAUUAAUCUUUUGCAUCACACUCCUCGUGCUGAGCUCGUGGCAGCUUUCUCUCCUGACCCUGCAGAGAUUGCCUGGGGCAGACAGAACCUGGAGCCAUAUGGUGUGACUCUGUAUGAUAACUACGACAAGAUGCUCGAGCAUCCCGGCCUAGCGGCAGUAACCAUUGGCACAGCGACAUCUGUUCAUGCCGAGCAGACUAUUAAAGCCAUUGACCGUGACCUCCACGUCCUCUGUGAGAAGCCACUAUCAACAGAUAUUGAAGUGUGCAAAGCGGUAGUGCAGAAAGCAAAGACUAAGCCUCAUCUCAAAGUCAUGUGUGGUUUUUCUCGCCGAUUCGAUGAGUCUUACCGCGAGGUCCAUGACAAAAUCAGUCAAGGCCUUAUUGGUCGACCUUCUAUCAUUCGAAGCCAGACAUGUGACAAGUUUGACCCCUCGGGCUUUUAUGUUGCAUAUGCAGCAUGGUCUGGAGGCGUCUUCGUUGAUAUGUCUGUCCAUGACAUCGAUCUCACCUUGUGGUUCUUCGGUGACGACUCGGUCCCUAAGAGCAUUUCCGCCCACGGAAUUACAGCUGUCCAGCCGGAGCUGAAGAAGUACAACGACUAUGACAAUGCAGUAGGAAUUGUCGAGUUUCACAACGGCAAAAUCGCCUAUUACUAUUGCUCCCGUAUGAUGGCACACGGCCAAGAAGACACGACAGAGGUCAUUGGCACCGAGGGUAAAUUAUCUGUCAACACCAACCCUCAGCGCAACUUUGUCAACUUCUAUCACUCCGGAGGCAUCACACGAGAAGUUCCUAGCAACUUCAUCGGCCGAUUCGGUGCUGCUUUCGUUAAGGAGGCAAAUGAGUUCACUGCUGCUUGUCUGGACAACACGCCUCUUCCGAUUAAAUUGACCAACGCAGUCAAGGCUGUGGAAAUCGGUGCCUACCUUCAGGAAGCCCUAGUAACUGGGAAACAAAUUCACUUCGAUGAGAUUGGAAGGAGGAUUGAGAAGCCUAUGCUGUAA
Molecule: messenger RNA, 1068 nt
Organism: Aspergillus bombycis
Lineage: Eukaryota; Fungi; Ascomycota; Eurotiomycetes; Eurotiales; Aspergillaceae
Product: putative NAD binding Rossmann fold oxidoreductase
Exons: 2
Coding region: 1-1068 (355 amino acids)
Biological process (GO): NADPH regeneration
Cellular component (GO): cytoplasm
Molecular function (GO): oxidoreductase activity; nucleotide binding
Source: RefSeq, a predicted model, not a curated record